This is a messenger RNA of Dentiscutata heterogama, 399 nucleotides long. NCBI's taxonomy places the organism in Eukaryota, Fungi, Glomeromycota, Glomeromycetes, Diversisporales, Gigasporaceae. The record is from the annotation of a GenBank genome assembly.
AUGGAAGAUCUUCUCGACGACAAUACCUCAGAAGAUCAACGCACUAUACAAAGUGGAAAUGAAAACGAAACUGCACAAGCACACUAUGGUGGAGUCAAUGACAGUUAUAAUAAUGAAAGAGAAAUAUACACUAUUGAUAAUAGGUACCAACCUUAUGAUAGAGAGAAUAGGGAACGUCCCCGACCUAAGUCAGAAUCGCAACGGGAAGGACAGUUAAUAAAUAAAAAAACUGUCAGUAUUCAACCAAAAGAAUUUGAAGAAACCUACCCUCUAAUCGACGAUGAUGACCUAAUGCAAGAUGACUUACUCGCCCCUACACGAGCCCCAAGAAGAAAAAGAGGCCCGUCGAUAGUAGAUUCGAUCGUCGCUUACAAUGUUGCCGAUGAUAUUCUCUGCUAG